AUGCCAGCUCUUUUGUUCAAAGCGGUCUGUCACGGGUUACCACUCACCAUUGGAGUCAAAGUCAAAGACUUUGGGAAAUUCAAACCAGAGGAGGUCUCUGACAUCGACCGUCUAGUAGGGAAGCCGUCAUCGACGAUCGAAGCACCAUUCGCCUAUACUGCGCAGGGAGCCUUACGCGCUUAUUAUAUGAGUCGUGUGAACGAUAUCAUACGAAGGCCGCAUGCCAGAAUCUUAGUUGGUAUGGGAGGCCCUAUAGCCUGGUUGGGUCGGAAAUGGGGCGGAAUGGAACUUGUCACGCAAUUCAUGGAGGGCCCUUCCCCAGAUGUCUAUCUCCACCGACGCGGAUACAUCGACUCAGACGACGAGCACCCCAUGUUCCUAUACACUGACAAAAUGUCCCCCCAAGAAAUCGACAUCCUUUUUGGCUGCAUUCGCAGUGACAGCGACCGUGACAAGUCCCUGUAUCCCUCGAAGGACAUUCUAGAUGAAGGCUGUUUCUUCUGGACUGGGGAGUGGGACAGCCGCAUGGAUAACAUGUUCAACGACAUUACAAAGGAAAUCCUGCAGGGCUCCGCAAAGUUCAGGACCCCCGGGAUGUGGAACGAUUACUUCCGUCGAUUGAACCGAGGCCACAGGGGAUCGCGGGAACGCCUCAACCAAGUAGUCCCAGCCAUGUUAACUCGUUUACAUUCCAAGAUCAUCGACGGCUUUCUCGUGGACUGGAACAAGCGUCGCUUGAUGGAUAUCAAGUUGCCCGAAGAGUACCGGCCACGUCAAGUGGGGAAUAGGGGGGCUCUGUAA
Laccaria bicolor S238N-H82 is the source of this 801-nucleotide messenger RNA. RefSeq lists its product as uncharacterized. The record is from RefSeq and is a predicted model, not a curated record. Bases 1 to 801 code for a protein of 266 amino acids. Lineage: Eukaryota; Fungi; Basidiomycota; Agaricomycetes; Agaricales; Hydnangiaceae. The transcript has a single exon.